UAUAAAGAAGGUUUCCUUUGUUUUACCCCACCUUCUUCACUACGCGAGAGAGUUAUAACAUGUAAAGGCACUGCAAAACAACAAAAAAUUACUCCUUCGUCUUCUUCAACCUCAACUUCUGUCUCCACCAACUUAGAUUUAGAAAUUGUUCAAAAAGUUUUUGGUUCGCUACCAGAAAAAACAAUGGAUUUUGAAUUCUUUGAC
Funneliformis geosporum is the source of this 204-nucleotide messenger RNA. The record is from the annotation of a GenBank genome assembly. Lineage: Eukaryota; Fungi; Glomeromycota; Glomeromycetes; Glomerales; Glomeraceae.